Lactuca sativa (garden lettuce) is the source of this 1269-nucleotide messenger RNA. RefSeq names its product ADP/ATP translocase 1, mitochondrial. The record is from RefSeq and is a predicted model, not a curated record. Gene Ontology annotation, molecular function: ATP:ADP antiporter activity. Gene Ontology annotation, biological process: mitochondrial ATP transmembrane transport; mitochondrial ADP transmembrane transport. Lineage: Eukaryota; Viridiplantae; Streptophyta; Magnoliopsida; Asterales; Asteraceae. Gene Ontology annotation, cellular component: mitochondrial inner membrane.
GUCAAUGUCCACCCCUAUUAUAUACUGCUCCAUUGAGCAUUACGAUACUACUUUGCAUUCCCGCAUUCAACAUAUCGUCAAGGCAUUUUGUGUUCUUUUCACUUUACUUUUUUCCGCAGCUCAGACCGGUCUUAUCUGAGCUCUGUUAUUUUUCAGCAAAUGGCCCAUCAAAACCAAGAUUCAGCAACUCUUACUCAACUAUAUGUUCAGGCUCCAUUAGAAAAAAGAUAUACCGGGACGUUUACCUCUGAUGUUUUUUGGGCUAGUUUUUCUACUUAUUUGUCCAAAUCUCUAGCGGAUAUAGCUGUGCGUCCAAUCCCUAUCACAGAUGAUACAAUAAAGAGUAAAGGAAUCAAAGAACAUUUCUCUACAAGAAUAAAGGAUGUGAGAGUAGUAAAUACAGCUAAUGUCAUCCGCUACAUUCCCACUCCGACACUUAACUUUGCAUUCAACGACUACUUCAAGAGGUUGUUCAACUUUAAGAAAGACCAUGAUGGUUACUGGAAGUGGUCCACUGGUAACUUUAUCUCCGGUGGUGCUGCUGGAGCUUCCUCCAUGCUUUUGAUGUACUCUUUCGAUCAUGCAUCAAGUCGUUUAGCAAAUGAUGAGGCUAAGAAGGUGGGAGAGAGGCAAUUCAGUCGUUUAUCAGAUGUAUACAAGAAGACUCUUGCAUCAGAUGGUAUUUCUGGUUUAUAUCGUGGAUUCAAGAUUUCAUGUGUGGGUGUCAUUGUCUACCGUAGUUUGUAUUUUGGGAUGUAUGACUCUUUGAAGCCAGUUGUUUUGACAGGAUCAUGGAAGGAUAGCUUCAUUGGGACAUGUGGCCUUGCUUUAGUCACUACGAGUGUUGCUAGUCUUGCAUCAUACCCUAUUGACACAAUCCGGAGAAGAAUGAUGAUGACAUCGGGUGAAGUUGUCAAGUACAAAAGCUCUUUUGACGCUUUUACUCAAAUCAUGAAGAAUGAGGGUGUUAAAUCGUUGUUCAAGAGUUAUAGUAAAACCAUUGUACCUUUUGUCGGAACUGCUACUGGUGUCCUUAUUUUUUACGACAGGCUUCAGAAACCAUUUCUUGAUGCUGAAAGAAAGAAGAGAAUAAGAGAUGAAAGUGCGGAUGACAGAGGUACUUGAAAAGAGCAGUAAUUAGGUUUUUUGACUUUAACGCUCAAAAUGUAUGAGAUCUAUAUUCUUAGUUCUGUUGUUAAACCUAAAAACGUCAAAGUAAGAUUCGUAGACCAUGUUAUAAAAAAAAUUGAUUCAACAUUUGUUGGUUCG